ACCGGCCGUGCAGGCUUCCGUAGAGACGCCUCAAACAUGGUUGCUUCCAUGUGCUAACGUGAGAGUGGACUGGAAGCCGAGUCUGCACCGUAGAGGGGAGGAAUCAGACAGUGCAGCGAGACCUGUGUCACCUUUACAAGAAAAUCUCUGACAAAGUCGAAGAGCAGCUUUCGCCUUGUAGAGGUGUCACAGGCACCAUCCCUUGAUGCUGGUGCGGUCAGCUCAGCUGUUCCCCCUCAUCGUUUCCAGUCACCUGUAUCAUUCUUGCACUGGUUCUGUUAGACAGAUAUUUCAGUGGAGGCUACAAACUUCUGCUGCUGCUAUCAUCAGGGGGUUGAGAUCUAUGGAGCCCCUAAAAGCCUCUCAAAACCCAGAAGUUCCCACUACCAGCCCUUCACAUACAUCUACUGGAGCCUCAGCAGACGCUGGGAGCCCAGCCUCCACACACACAGCAUCUGACAAGGAGAAGAAACCUCAUGUGGAUCUUUUACCAGGAGAGACGGUGAUCAGGGAGGGCAAGGCGGCCAUCUUGUUUCCCAGUGCAAAUGAAGUUUUUUACAACCCAGUCCAGGAGUUUAACAGAGAUUUGACAUGCGCUGUGAUCACAGAGUUUGCCAGAGAUCUGCUGGCUCAGCGCGGGGUGAAGGUGGUGGUGCCUGGAGAGAAGGAGAGGGUGGUGGUCUCUCUGUCAGAGGAGAUGAAUGAGGCCAGUGUACAGAUGGAGGAGAAAAACGGAGCAGAGGAGCCAGCUGUAACUGCAACAGUAGGGGAGAAAUGUGAGCUCGGUCUUCGUGUCCUGGAGGGGCUGGCGGCGUCGGGUUUGCGCUCAGUGCGUUUUGCUCUGGAAGUCCCGGGCCUGCAGAGCGUCACCGCCAACGACUUCUCCGCCAAGGCUGCGGCCCUGAUCGGCAGGAACGCCCAGUACAAUGGAGUUAGCCACCUGCUCCAGGCUAGCUGCAGGGACGCCAGUAUGCUGAUGUAUGAGAUGCGAGGGAAGAAGGAACGCUAUGACGUCAUUGAUCUGGAUCCCUAUGGUAGCCCUGCCUGCUUUCUGGAUGCCGCCGUACAGGCCGUCAGCGAAGGGGGUCUAUUGUGUAUAACAUGUACAGACAUGGCGGUGAUGGCAGGAAACAGUGGAGAGACCUGCUACAGCAAAUACAGUUCAGUCUCCAUCAAAGCCAAAUACUGUCAUGAGAUGGCCCUUCGUAUCAUCCUGCACAGUCUGGACCAGAGGGCGGGGGUGUACCAGCGAUACAUCCAGCCCCUGCUGUCCGUCAGUGUCGACUUUUACAUUCGAGUCUUUGUGCGUGUCUUCACAGGACAGGCCACAGUCAAAAACUCAGCCAGCAAACAGGCUCUGGUCUACAACUGUGUCGGCUGUGGGUCUUUCCACCUACAGAGAAUGGGCAGGAGAACAAGCAAUGGAAAACAUAUGAAAUAUUCUGCAGCCACUGGACCUCCUGUUGGACCAGAGUGUGACCACUGUGGACAGAAGCAUCAGCUGGGUGGGCCUAUCUGGGCGGAGCCCAUCCACGACUUGGCGUUUGUCCAGAAGGUUUUGUCUGCUGUGUCUGGGAACCCGUCCCGGUUUGGAACAUCCAAACGCAUCGAGGGCGUGCUCAGCAUGGUGACUGAGGAGUUGGAAGAUGUGCCUCUUUAUUACACUGUGGACAGUCUGAGCAGCACGAUACACUGCAACACUCCCCCCCUGCUCCAGUUCAGGUCUGCCCUGCUUCAUGCUGGUCACAGGGUUUCCCUCUCUCAUGCCUGUAAGAACGCCAUCAAGACAGACGCUCCUCCUGCAACCAUCUGGGACAUCAUGCGAGGCUGGGAGAAGGCUAAUCCUGUGAAGAGGGAGAAGCUUUCGCAGACCAGCCCUGCCUUCAAGAUCCUCUCUACUGAGCCCAGCUUGGAGGCUUGUUUCACUGUGAGGGAAGACGCCAACCCUCAGUCCCGUAAACGCCACCUGACCCGGUUCCAGGAGAAUCCUCAGGCAUUCUGGGGACCCAAAGCUCGCGCCAAAGCCAGCGGUAACAUCUCCACCGACCUGCAAGACAAGAGGAAGAAGUGCCAGAACAAGAGGAAGAACCAGAUCACAGACUCUUCUCAGCUGAAAAACUUCCCCUGCAAGAGGUUCAGACAGGGAACGUGUACACAUGGAGACAAAUGCUGCUACUCCCAUGACCUGGAGCUGACAAAGGAAGAGAAAAUGGAAUGAUUCUAUUGUAUUCACCUAAUUCAGUUCUUUUUUUUUUUUUCUUUUAAUAAUUUUAUUCCUGAAGUUUGAAUGUCCCAGUGCAGACUGGAUGAAGUGAGACUGAUGCAGUCAGAUUGUAUUUUGGUGGGGACAACAACCAAACACUGUUACUAUAGAGAACAUAUCCCAUUAUUCAGUUUUAUGGCAGAAGUUUUUGCUUUAGGUUAAUAUUUUUUGUAUUUGACUGUGUAUUUGUCAACGCAUCACUUUCCAGUAAAGUUCUCACUAUGACUUUAAAUAUUUUCUGCGUGUUUGU
Messenger RNA from Toxotes jaculatrix (banded archerfish), 2513 nucleotides. RefSeq names its product tRNA methyltransferase 1 (gene trmt1). The record is from RefSeq and is a predicted model, not a curated record. Gene Ontology annotation, cellular component: nucleus. Gene Ontology annotation, molecular function: RNA binding; metal ion binding. The coding region runs from base 206 to 2218 and encodes 670 amino acids. Gene Ontology annotation, biological process: tRNA N2-guanine methylation. NCBI's taxonomy places the organism in Eukaryota, Metazoa, Chordata, Actinopteri, Toxotidae. The transcript is spliced from 16 exons.